This is a messenger RNA of Aspergillus piperis CBS 112811, 740 nucleotides long. RefSeq lists its product as uncharacterized. The coding region runs from base 111 to 353 and encodes 80 amino acids. The record is from RefSeq and is a predicted model, not a curated record. Lineage: Eukaryota; Fungi; Ascomycota; Eurotiomycetes; Eurotiales; Aspergillaceae. The transcript is spliced from 4 exons.
UUUACAUGCACUCGAAAAUAUCAGCAUCUGGUCUUAGACAAGGGAUAAAGUCAUCUAUCUCAUACCCUUGAUUAUCUGUGGAAGGAAUUGUCCGAUUCAUCCGACCCAAGAUGUCAGCAUCAAUCGCCCCCGAGUGCAAUGAUAUCAAAGAAAAAUAUGAUACAUGCUUCUUGAAAUGGUACAGCGAAAAGUACCUCCGUGGCAACACCACCUCUAAUGAUUGCGACGAGCUUUUCAAGAAGUACAGGGCUUGUUUGAAUCUCGCACUGAAAGAACGGGGUAUCGACACCAUGCUUGAUGAUGCUCGCAAGAGUGCGAAGGAGAGCGAAGCUGAAUACACGCGGAAAAGCUGAUGCGUUGUGUUCACGAUUUUUUAUCAAUCUUUUCUUUCGUUUCCUUUCGUUCCUCUUUCGAUGUUUUUUUUUUCUUGCAUUAGGGAUGUUGGUUACGAUGGACCUCUCCUCUCCGACGACAUAGGGUUGGUCCAGAGACCCCGCCCAGCGAAGCAUUCAUCUCAUUUCAUCUUAUUUUGUGCUGUAUCUGACUCUCCUAUCGGGUGUUUCAUUGUCGAGAGAAGACGAGUCUACGAUUGUAUUAUUAACACAUGUCAUUUUGGCGUUUUGGGUGCAUCUCUCUAGACGCUUUUGCUAUCAUGGCAGGAGUUCUAACUGUCUAUCUAGCUAUGUUGUACUAUAUAUGAAGCAUAUACUGAAGGUUAAAGCUUGAUCUUGCAACCCGUC